AUGAAUUCAUCAUUUCUCUUUAUGAAAUCGUAUUCUACACAACAGUUGAGUUUAAGUUUAUAUCACUCAUCAUCAUCAUCAUCAUCAUCAUCAUCAUCAUCAUCAUCAUCAUCAUCAUCAUCAUCAUCAUCAUCAUCAUCAUCAUCAUCAUCAUCAUCAUCAUCAUCAUCAUCAUCAUCAUCAUCAUCAUCAUCAUCAUCAUCAUCAUCAUCAUCAUCAUCAUCAUCAUCAUCAUCAUCAUCAUCAUCAUCAUCAUCAUCAUCAUCAUCAUCAUCAUCAUCAUCAUCAUCAUCAUCAUCAUCAUCAUCAUCAUCAUCAUCAUCAUCAUCAUCAUCAUCAUCAUCAUCAUCAUCAUCAUCAUCAUCAUCAUCAUCAUCAUCAUCAUCAUCAUCAUCAUCAUCAUCAUCAUCAUCAUCAUCAUCAUCAUCAUCAUCAUCAUCAUCAUCAUCAUCAUCAUCAUCAUCAUCAUCAUCAUCAUCAUCAUCAUCAUCAUCAUCAUCAUCAUCAUCAUCAUCAUCAUCAUCAUCAUCAUCAUCAUCAUCAUCAUCAUCAUCAUCAUCAUCAUCAUCAUCAUCAUCAUCAUCAUCAUCAUCAUCAUCAUCAUCAUCAUCAUCAUCAUCAUCAUCAUCAUCAUCAUCAUCAUGUACCAUUUUACAAUAA
Schistosoma rodhaini is the source of this 660-nucleotide messenger RNA. NCBI's taxonomy places the organism in Eukaryota, Metazoa, Platyhelminthes, Trematoda, Strigeidida, Schistosomatidae. The record is from the annotation of a GenBank genome assembly.